UCACAACUCUGAGUGUAAUAAACGUAACCUUAUUAAACUAAAUAUUCCACUAAUCCAAAGCUAGUAUUCAGUGAGAAAAAGUUGCAACCUCUGAAUUCCUGGUUUGUUGUUUAAUUUUAAUCCAACCAAAUCUCUUCAACUUCUUAAUUAAUCCCUUUAGGUUUUCGUUUACUGAUUAAGCUAAACACAAAAUUAAUCUCAUUUUUCUGUGUUAUUAAUUUAUUAUUCAGUUCUAAACGCGUGGAUUCAAAUGCUCAACUUCUAACACUCUUCUUCCUCUUCUUCAUCAUCAAUGACGAUGCUACCUGGUUUGCAAUACAAUAUCGAUGAUCUGUUUCAAGAAGCUAAGAAAAGAUGGCUCAAGCCUAUAGAAGUGUUUUACAUUUUGCAGAAUCACGAAUUGCGUGGGUUCACUGAUGUUCCUGUUAACCAGCCACGCGAUGGAUCGGUGUAUCUGUUUAAUAAAAGAGUCAUGCGUUUCUUUCGAAAGGAUGGUCAUAAUUGGCGGAAGAAAAAAGAUGGAAGAACUGUGGCUGAAGGACAUGAAAAGCUUAAGGUUGGAAAUGUUGAAGCUCUAAACUGUUACUAUGCACAUGGAGCAGAGAACCCUAAUUUCCGGAGGCGAAGUUAUUGGAUGUUGAACCCGGAAUAUGAACAUGUUGUUUUUGUGCAUUACAGAGAAACAAAUGAGGGGACAUCCCAUUCUAGUCCUGUCACACAAUUGUCAGCAUUUAGCCAGACUCAUAGCUCAUAUACUACUCCAAACCCUGAGACAACAUCAAUAGCAGGUGAUUCAUGGGAACCCAAUCAGAAUUUCUCCAUCCCUCCUGGGUAUUUAGAAGUUACUUCUGGUAUCAUGAAUAAUGGAAUGGAUCACUUGGAGAAAACAGAUGCACAUGCAUUCCGCCAGUUGGAGGAACAGUUAAGUUUGAAGGAGAAAACAGAUGCACAAACUUUGCGCCAGUUGGAGGAACAGUUAAGUUUGAACGAGGACAGCUUCAAAGAAACUUGUCCCUUUUAUAGUGAGCAUGAAAUACCACAUGAAAUUUCUGUUGCAUUCUCUGGACCAGAUGAUCAUAAACAACCAUACGAGGGAUAUAAUGGAGCAAAAGAUAGAAGUGGUAAUCAUUAUCAAGAAUUGCUUGACCAUGAUUGCCCUGGUGGGCAAGAACAAACCUUAUCUUGGACAGAGAUGCUGGAAACACGCAAGUUCUCAUCAGGGAGGAAGUUACCAGAACAACAUACUUUCGAGGCAUCUGAAAAUGAAAAGUCACUAUCUUCCUCAGGAAGAGAAAUGAUCGCCAACCAGGAAACCAAUUACCGGCUAAACCCCAACAGUAAUAACAAUGAGAACUCUGUCUUUGCAUUUACUCAAGAUGUUGGCGGAGUAAAUUUUUUUCCAUAUUCUUCAGUCGAAACUCAAGGAACUACUUAUGACUACUAUGAAAGACUGGUUGACCAAAGCCUAAUUCAGGAACCUCGGGAUGCAUAUGCAUGCUUGACUGUUGGACAGAAACAAAAAUUUAAAAUUACAGCUGUCUCCCCAGAAUAUUGUUAUGCCGCUGAGGCAACUAAGGUGAUCAUUAUUGGAUCCUUUCUCUGCCCUUCCUCAGAUUCUACAUGGGCUUGUAUGUUUGGUGAUGUUGAAGUUCCUGCUGAAAUGAUUCAGGAUGGCGUAAUGUGUUGUGAGGCGCCAUCCAAUCUUCUUGGAAAGGUUACUCUAUGCAUUACUUCCGGAAAUAAGGAACCAUGUAGUGAAAUCAAAGAGUUUGAGUUUCGUAGUAAGACCAAUAGUUGCACUCAUUGUAAUAUUUUGGAAACAGAAGCCGCCAGAAGUCCAGAAGAGCUGUUAUUACUUGUUCAAUUUGCAGAAAUGCUCCUUUCUGCUUCUACUACGAAGGAUGACAGCACAGAAUCUGGAAGUCAUGUUUCAACGGAUCAGAAAGUAGAUGAUGAUUCAUGGAGCCAUAUUAGAGAUGCCAUCCUAGUUGGCAAUGGAACUUCAUCCGGUACUAUUGAUUGGCUUCUUCAAGAGCUGCUGAAGGAUAAACUGCAGCACUGGCUUUCUUGCAGAUCCAAUGAACGAGAUGAAAGGGAAGGCUGUUCUUUGUCCUGCAAAGAGCAAGGGAUUAUACACAUGGUUUCUGGAUUGGGUUUCGAGUGGGCCCUAAACCCCAUUCUCAGUUAUGGCGUGGUUGUUAAUUUCCGUGACAUCAACGGUUGGACUGCCCUUCAUUGGGCUGCACGAUUUGGAAGGGAAAAAAUGGCUGCUUCGCUUAUCGCUGCCGGCGCAUCUGCUGGAGCAGUGACAGAUCCAACUUCACAAAAUCCAAAUGGUUUAACUGCUGCAUCUAUUGCUACCAGCAAUGACCACAAGGGACUGGCAGGUUAUCUUGCAGAGGCAGAUCUAACAAGUCAUUUGUCGUCCCUCACAUUGGAAAAGUGUGAAGUUUCUAAAGAUUCUUCUGAGCUUGAAGCUGAGUUAACUGUCAGCAAUGUGUCUAAUAAAUAUCUUGAAUCCAGUGAUGACGAGGUUUCACUAAAAAAAACCUUGGGUGCUGUUAGAAAUGCAGCUCAGGCAGCUGCAUUGAUACAGGCUGCUUUUCGCGCACAUUCUUUCAGAAAACAGAAAGAGAGAGAAAGUGCACGUGAUUACAGAAUUGCAACUCAGGCAGCUGCACGGAUACAGACUGCUUUUCGUGCACAUUCUUUCAGAAAACGUAGAGAGGGAGAAUGUGCACGUGAUUACAAUUCAGCUGCCUUAUCAAUUCAGAAGAAAUAUCGAGGUCGGAAAGGUCGCAGAGAGUUCUUAGUUAUGCGCCAUAAAGUUGUUAAGAUACAGGCUCAUGUGCGGGGCUACCGGGCUCGGAAGCAAUACAAGGUAAUGAUAUGGGCAGUUGGAAUCUUUGACAAGAUUGUGCUAAGGUGGCGGAGAAAACAAGUUGGUUUGCGAAGAUCUCCAGAGGAAAUAGAUUCGAAAGAAGAAAGCGAUGAUGAAGAUUUUCUAAAGGUGUUCAGGCAAGUGAAAGUACAUGAAUCAAUUAAAAAGGCUUUGGCGCGGGUGCAUUCUAUGGUCCCAUCUGCUCGCGCUCGUCAGCAAUAUAAUCGCUUGCUUCAGAUGCAUGAUCAAGUCAAGGCUGAUCAUGGCAAUAGGCAUGAUGAAACUCUGUCAUUGACUUCUGUAGAGGGUCCUUGGAUUAUUGAAGAUCAUGACUUAUAUCAAUUUCCUUUGGAAACUCAGUUAUCAACUUCUAUAGAGGGCCCAUGGAUUAUAGAAGAUGAUGAUUUAUAUCAAUUUCCUUGGGAAACUCCGGUAUCAACUUCUGUAGAGGUUCCUUGGAUUAUUGAAGAUGAUGAUUUAUAUCAAUUUUCUUAGGAAACACUCUAGUCUUCCUUGUUUUAUUUGUGUUUCUAGCUUUACUGUUCGUAUAUAGUUCAUGUAUUUGGAUGUAUACCUUUGAAGCUGUUGCUUGUAAAUUAGUCUAGGUUGUAUAUAGUGAAUAUGGCAAUGGACAUUUUCACUUUAUUAUAUGUACAAAAUGGGCUUGAUUGUGGAUAA
Molecule: messenger RNA, 3559 nt
Organism: Vicia villosa (hairy vetch)
Lineage: Eukaryota; Viridiplantae; Streptophyta; Magnoliopsida; Fabales; Fabaceae
Product: calmodulin-binding transcription activator 4-like
Exons: 13
Coding region: 293-3376 (1027 amino acids)
Biological process (GO): regulation of transcription by RNA polymerase II
Cellular component (GO): nucleus
Molecular function (GO): protein binding; double-stranded DNA binding; transcription coregulator activity
Source: RefSeq, a predicted model, not a curated record